AUGAAAAUUUCUAAUAAAAAAAAGAAAGAUACUAUAUUUGCUCCAUCGAGUUUACAUGGUAUUUCAAAAUGGAUAAAAGAAUAUCGUGAUCGUUUUUCAAUUGAUAUUAAUCAACUUGAAAAAACAUCUCGAGAUUUUCUUACUCUUAAUAAAUCAACAUCUAAUAAACAAACUAAAGAUAAGAAACAAUUAAAUAAUGAAGAUGAUGAUGAUGAUAAAACAUUAAGUCGUUUACGUGCAAAACAUAAACGUUCAAAUCAAAAAAAAGAAUUAGUCAAUUUUUAUAAAUUUCAAAUGACUGAUAAGAAAAUUGAUCAACUUGAACAAUUAAAAAUGAAAUUUGAAUUAGAUAAACAACGUAUUACACAAAUGAGACAACAACGAAAAUUUAAACCAUUUUAA
This is a messenger RNA of Adineta steineri, 402 nucleotides long. NCBI's taxonomy places the organism in Eukaryota, Metazoa, Rotifera, Eurotatoria, Adinetida, Adinetidae. The record is from the annotation of a GenBank genome assembly.